AUGACCCUCAGAUUCUUCUCUCUCUGUCUCUUCCCUCUCUCUAACUAUCUAUUCCCUCUCUCAGCCUAUGUGUUGCAGGUGAAGGUGGAGAUGGAGCUGGAGAUCCUGCAGUGUGAGAAGAUCAAGGCUGUCAGGGAGGAGCAGUUGGAACGACUCACACAGAUCUGCCAAGAGCAGGCAUUUGAGAUCAGACAGCUCCGGGCCCACCUGGCCCAGCAGGACUUGGACCUGGCUGCAGAGCAGGAGGCUGCUAUGCAGAUUCACCAUGUGUGGGGCAAACAGAGGAGCAGCUACCAGGUGGUGGAGAGCCAGGGCCCUGGGGAGUCUGACGAUGAGGGACAUGGAGUCCUCAGGGAGACCCCAGCAGAUCCUGUUGUCCAUCAUGACGACAUGAACAACUAUAUCAGCCAGUACUACAGUGAACAAAGUAGUGACAUGGGGGGUCCUCGUGUCAUCACUACGGCAGCCAUCGAUGUCCACCUCCCUACGACCCAUUACCCCGCCCACAACAACCCUCUGCUGGACGUGGAGCAAAUGAGCAGCGCUGUGAGUGACACGUCCACCAGCGUAUCACGGUCCAGCAGCAGUCUGACGGCCCGCCCCCAUAGCCUGAGCAGCCACACCCUGCGCUCGUCUACUACGGACUGCAGCAGCAACGCCACGGCCAGGGACUACCACACCCAGGCUAGGAAAUACAAUUCCCAUACCAAGGCCCGGGGGCCUUAUCUGGACUACAAGUCCCAGAAGCAGACCCAGGACAGGGACUUUAACACCGAGCACUCCAACACCCAGGACCAGCGCUGCUUCCCCCUGCCCUACUGCAGCCCUCUGGGCCUGGGUCUGACCUCAGCCCAGCCUCCCCUUCCACGGGACCCCAGCGUGGUAGUCCAGGAGCUGCUCUCGUCCUUGUCUGAGGACUCCUGUCUGGCCCAGAAAGGCCUGGUGGACCCAGUUAACCUGAAGCUUCCCAGUCCUGCCGGCUCAGCCAAGGCCAGCCCAGAGCUGGAGCACAGAAUCAACAUCUACAACUGGAAGAAUCAGGAGGAGAACCAGUACCAGAGCCGGGGCCAGAGACAAGGCCGAGCCGCAGCCACUGUGCUCCUACAGACUAAGCCUCUCAUCCACCUGCAUGGCGGCACUCCUGAGUCCUCUUUGGAGGAGAAGUAUAGGCUACUGGGCCCUGCUGAUGGUCCACUGGGCCGUCUGCCUGAUACAUAGGGUUGAUUCACACUACUGAGCUAAGCCAAGCCGAACUGAGCUGCAUUGUGCUGGCCUGGUUAUGCAUCCACCAUAGUUGUUUGAACCGUGCUGGAAAGGACAUGUGAAAAGAAUAUGUCAGAGCCAGCACUGGUUGGCUCGGGUCGGCACAACAGUGUGAAAAGGGCAAUAGUUCAUCCCAGAGGACAGAGCAUACAGCUCAAGACAGAACUGACUGACGUGGCUUCUCCAAAUCCUCAUGCUUCAAACAAAGUCAGAGCCUGGUCCAAGAUCAAACCUGGCGUUACAAAGACCAUCUGUUAGCAAGACAGCACAAACAGAUCUGGGGCUAGGCUACAGCUCUCAUGUUAGUCUUCCCUUCUCUGUGGGGCUCCGGACAGAGACAGACAGACAGAUCUGGGGCUAGGCUACAGCUCUCAUGUUAGUCUUCCCUUCUCUGUGGGGCUCCGGACAGAGACAGACAGACAGAUCUGGGGCUAGGCUACCGCUCUCAUGUUAGUCUUCCCUUCUCUGUGGGGCUCCGGACAGAGACAGACAGACAGAUCUGGGGCUAGGCUACCGCUCUCAUGUUAGUCUUCCCUUCUCUGUGGGGCUCCGGACAGAGACAGACAGACAGAUCUGGGGCUAGGCUACCGCUCUCAUGUUAGUCUUCCCUUCUCUGUGGGGCUCCGGACAGAGACAGACAGACAGAUCUGGGGCUAGGCUACCGCUCUCAUGUUAGUCUUCCCUUCUCUGUGGGGCUCCGGACAGAGACAGACAGACAGAUCUGGGGCUAGGCUACCGCUCUCAUGUUAGUCUUCCCUUCUCUGUGGGGCUCCGGACAGAGACAGACAGACAGAUCUGGGGCUAGGCUACCGCUCUCAUGUUAGUCUUCCCUUCUCUGUGGGGCUCCGGACAGAGACAGACAGACAGAUCUGGGGCUAGGCUACCGCUCUCAUGUUAGUCUUCCCUUCUCUGUGGGGCUCCGGACAGAGACAGACAGACAGAUCUGGGGCUAGGCUACCGCUCUCAUGUUAGUCAUCCCUUCUCUGUGGGGCUCCGGACAGAGACAGACAGACAGAUCUGGGGCUAGGCUACCGCUGUCAUGUUAGUCUUCCCUUCUCUGUGGGGCUCCGGACAGAGACAGACAGACAGAUCUGGGGCUAGGCUACCGCUCUCAUGUUAGUCUUCCCUUCUCUGUGGGGCUCCGGACAGAGACAGACAGACAGAUCUGGGGCUAGGCUACCGCUCUCAUGUUAGUCUUCCCUUCUCUGUGGGGCUCCGGACAGAGACAGACAGACAGAUCUGGGGCUAGGCUACCGCUCUCAUGUUAGUCUUCCCUUCUCUGUGGGGCUCCGGACAGAGACAGACAGACAGAUCUGGGGCUAGGCUACCGCUCUCAUGUUAGUCUUCCCUUCUCUGUGGUGCUCCGGACAGAGACAGACAGACAGAUCUGGGGCUAGGCUACCGCUCUCAUGUUAGUCUUCCCUUCUCUGUGGGGCUCCGGACAGAGACAGACAGACAGAUCUGGGGCUAGGCUACCGCUCUCAUGUUAGUCAUCCCUUCUCUGUGGGGCUCCGGACAGAGACAGACAGACAGAUCUGGGGCUAGGCUACCGCUGUCAUGUUAGUCUUCCCUUCUCUGUGGGGCUCCGGACAGAGACAGACAGACAGAUCUGGGGCUAGGCUACCGCUCUCAUGUUAGUCUUCCCUUCUCUGUGGGGCUCCGGACAGAGACAGACAGACAGAUCUGGGGCUAGGCUACCGCUCUCAUGUUAGUCUUCCCUUCUCUGUGGGGCUCCGGACAGAGACAGACAGACAGAUCUGGGGCUAGGCUACCGCUCUCAUGUUAGUCUUCCCUUCUCUGUGGGGCUCCGGACAGAGACAGACAGACAGAUCUGGGGCUAGGCUACCGCUCUCAUGUUAGUCUUCCCUUCUCUGUGGUGCUCCGGACAGAGACAGACAGACAGAUCUGGGGCUAGGCUACCGCUCUCAUGUUAGUCUUCCCUUCUCUGUGGGGCUCCGGACAGAGACAGACAGACAGAUCUGGGGCUAGGCUACCGCUCUCAUGUUAGUCAUCCCUUCUCUGUGGGGCUCCGGACAGAGACAGACAGACAGACACAGCCCUCCUCGAUCUCAAUCUUGGGGUGACUUUGAAUAAUGCCCUAUUUGCACAACAAUGACCCAGUGAGGACAGAGGAGACAUCUGUGGGCCUAGAAAGAACCAUCAUCAGGAAAUCCCACUUUAAAUGGGGCCCCAAAUUUGAAACAAAACAGUUUGAAAUAAAACCAGCAAUGGGCCAUAUUCAAGCCUUUACAGAACAAGCCUAUUUAAGUGUUCCUAUGUUAACUACAAGACAGAUUUGACAUGGGAUUUCUCUAAAUUGGGUGGGAGUGGGAGUGGGAGUGGGAGUGGGAGUGGGUGUGGGAGUGGGAGUGGGUGUGGGAGUGGGUGU
Oncorhynchus kisutch (coho salmon) is the source of this 3652-nucleotide messenger RNA. Its product is annotated as transmembrane protein 266-like. The record is from RefSeq and is a predicted model, not a curated record. The transcript is spliced from 5 exons. Gene Ontology annotation, molecular function: voltage-gated channel activity. Gene Ontology annotation, cellular component: dendrite; plasma membrane. NCBI's taxonomy places the organism in Eukaryota, Metazoa, Chordata, Actinopteri, Salmoniformes, Salmonidae. Bases 1 to 1218 code for a protein of 405 amino acids.